AUGGCUUCUACACGACAAUUUCCGACUUCAGGUUUCACUGUUCUGGAUCCCUCUAGGGACUUCGAGGAAGAAACACUACCUGGCUAUGUGAAGGAACGCUACUAUCCCGUUCGCAUCGGCGAAGUUUUCCGGUCUCGCUAUCAGGUCGUGACAAAACUGGGCUUUGGCUCAUCCUCAACAGUAUGGCUAUGUCGAGAUUUAUCUGAUGGACAGUUUCUCGUUCUAAAGGUUCAUGUCCGUACAAUGCGGCAGCCGUCAGAAGUGCAGAUUUCGGAUCACUUGAAGACAGUCCACGAUGCUCAGAGCGUUGGGAGAUAUGUACGACUUGUUCUUGACUCAUUCCAAGUCCCUGGACCGCAUGGCGUCCACCCGUGUAUUAUCUAUGAGCCUGCCGGAAUCGAUAUUCGUGAUUACAUACAUUGCCUAGAAGGUGAUGCUUUAACAGAGGAACUUCUUCGCCCCGCUCUUCGAUUUGUACUUAUUGCUCUGAAUUAUCUCCAUCAGCCUCAAGUCAUCCAUACAGGCUUAUGUUUUAUCUCAGAUGUUCAACCAAAUAACAUUCUUUUGGGUAUUGACGAUGAAACGGUCUUUGCUUACAUGGAGGAAGACGAAAUGACCAAACCGGCACCUCGAAAAGUUCUUGAUGAUCGCACGAUUUAUGCUACACGUGCUAUGCCUCUGACGAGCGGAGAGCCGAUCCUUGCUGAUCUUGGAGAAGCGCGACUGGCUGAGGAGAAACAAACCGGUCUCAUAAUGCCAGACGUGUAUAGAGCGCCAGAAGUCAUGCUUGGCAUGGACUGGGAUAGUAAGGUAGACAUAUGGGCAAUAGGUCAGACUGCAUGGACGCUGUUUGAGCAAGGACACCUUUUCAGGAGCCAAAACCUGGACACUCAAAGCGGCCAAGCUCGACGUUUUGCGGAAAUGGUUUCGCUUUUGGGGCCACCUCCUGUUGAAUUUCUUAGGCGUAGUAAACAGAGCCUUCAUUUCUGGGAUGAGGAUGGUAAUUGGAAGAGCUCCGAAGAGAUUCCUCAACAGUCUUUAGAAAGCCGUGAGUCUCGACUACAAGGCGAUAAUCAGAGGCUUUUCCUCGAGUUUCUACGGAAAACUUUGAGUUGGUUGCCUGAGGAAAGACCAACUGCAAAACAGCUCUUGUUGGAUGAGUGGUUAAGAGGAGAUGAUUAUUAA
Molecule: messenger RNA, 1185 nt
Organism: Penicilliopsis zonata CBS 506.65
Lineage: Eukaryota; Fungi; Ascomycota; Eurotiomycetes; Eurotiales; Aspergillaceae
Exons: 5
Coding region: 1-1185 (394 amino acids)
Biological process (GO): spliceosomal complex assembly; regulation of mRNA processing; protein phosphorylation
Molecular function (GO): ATP binding; protein kinase activity
Source: RefSeq, a predicted model, not a curated record